Messenger RNA from Owenia fusiformis, 1479 nucleotides. Lineage: Eukaryota; Metazoa; Annelida; Polychaeta; Sabellida; Oweniidae. The record is from the annotation of a GenBank genome assembly.
GAGCAAUCUACAGCACAUGAACUACUAUAAACAGCAAACAACAAGCAAACAAUUACUAACUUUAUAACAAUAACUUGAGAAAAAUAAAAUAUUAUUGUUCAGAAUGGAUUAUUAUGGAACAGAACAACUCUUGGAUAUAUCUUCUUAUAGCUAUGGCGACAGCUGCCUCAUGGAGUAUGUAUCAUCAAGCAACGAGCCUAGCAACCAGCAGCUUGGCAACAACGACAGCAGUAAAAUGGACAAUACGAUAAAGGAAUCAAUCAAGGAUUGUAUCGAUUUGGACUUUCUGUAUCCACUGCCUGAUAUGAAAGUGUCUGACAUUGCUGCAGUGUUAUUGGAUGAGGAGAUUGGUAACCGGGAUACCACACCUCUCGUAUCUACAACUCCAGUUCCAUCACCUGAGGCAAUUGCUCCCGACACAUAUUCAGAUGACACUCAUCACUGUGAAUAUGUCAUGGAUAUCACACCAACUGUGGACUAUUAUAACCUCACGCCAAGUUUGGAUACCACUCUUCAAGAUAUCACCCCCACCAUCCAGUCCAACAUGAAUGAAACUCUGUAUCAGCAAAUGGUAGAUGACAUCAACAGUACAUGUACUAGCGAUGUAAUCCACACGGAGCCACAGCAGUGUAACACCAUAUCCAGCUCUCAGUACUCUGCUGACAACAUAUUCCACGAUGUCACUCCAACUUUGUUCUCCACCGUGAAUGACUCCAUCCUCAGAGACAUGGUGAAUGAUCUCAAAAAGGACUCUAUUAGCACCACAUCAAGCUUCAACUCACCAAUCCCAGAGAAACCCAAACGUAAACAACGCAGCAAUAUCUCCAACAGGAAGACUACACUUCAUUGUGAUUUCUGCGGAAAGAGAUUCACGAAUAGUGCCAACCUCAAAAACCACAUCAGGGUCCACUCUGGUGAGCGACCAUACUCCUGCAACAUCUGCCAGAAGACAUUCGCCCAGAGUGCCACCCUCAAGACACACGCCAGGACCCACACAGGGGAGAAGCCAUUCAGCUGCGAGUUCUGUCGUCGUGGUUUCAGUGACUACUCCACCUACUCCAAGCAUGUCAGGACCCACACUGGUGACAAGCCCUACAAGUGUGACACCUGCCCUGCUGCUUUCACCCAGUCUGGGAAUCUGAACCGACAUCAGAAGAUUCAUCUGAAGGGAAACACUAGGAAGUCCAAGUUCAUGCGAUAAACAAUCAACGUACCAUAAAACAUACACCUGUAUUCAGGCUUAUAUGCAAUGGACAGUUUAUACAGAGAUAUAAUGCCAAAUUCCACAUAGUUGCCAAAUGUUUAAAAAAUCAAUAAUUCUGUGAUUUAUUGUUUUAGUCUACAAAUGCAUAUACUGUACAUGUAUAUUAAAUAUAUCUGAAAUAAAUAAACAAUGCAAUUAAAAAAUCUCUAUUAGUUCUCCAAUGAGAUAACUAGAUAACAGUAAUGCCAAAGCGUAGCAAAUCCCAUCGAACAUCC